GUGACCGAUAUACGUGAUAUUAAAAUUGGACGAUUUAUGUUAGCAGCGAAUAAUCAUUUACCAUCAUUGAAUAUUAAUUUACCGAAAGCGUUAGCAUUGGCGGAUAAUAUUUUACAAAUUGAAAAAGAAAUUUCUAAUAUAAACACAUAAACAUCUUCCAAAAUGCAACAACCGUUAACAGAUACUAAAUUAAAAAUAAUUCCAUCAGAAUCGAUAAUUAUUGCAAUCAAUUCAAUAGAUCAACCAGAACAGUUAACCCUCAAUCUACGUAAAUUCCAUAAGAAAUUUAAAAACAAUCAAAAAAAUGCAAAAAUUUUCGAAUCAAGCCAAACAUUUCUUACAACUCCAAAACAAAUGGAUUUAAUUGAAUCAUUACGUACCAAAACUGACGUCAUAACUGGACCAACGCAUUUAUUUAACAUGAAAUUAGAUGAAAAUAUUCCAAGCAAAGCAUAUUUGGAAAUUGAGGAUUUAAAAUGCUUAAAAGAAAAUUUAUCCUCUGAUGGAAGUAAACCUUUGUAUGAAUUACUAAAAGAUUGCACGAUUUACGUGCCGCAAAAUGAAGUAAUACCACGUAACGAACAGCUAGAAGAACGAUGCGUUAAAUUACGGGCACGCCAGAAAAAUUUAGAAUAUCGUGCCAUGACAAAAAAUGUAGAUAACUUCCGAUCUCGUUUACCCGAAGAUACAAUCGCAUUUCAAGUCAAAGAAAUCAAUAAGCAGUUAAUUGCUGUGGCACAAUUUAUCAUGUCAGUGUUGGCCGGUUUUGCAUUUGGAUUUUUGGGUGUGGAAUUAGCGGUUGGAAGCUUAGAUUUUGGAUUCCGUUUGUUGUUAGGUAUUAUAUGUGCGUUAAUUAUUGCUCUAGCUGAAAUUUACUUUUUGGCAAAGAAACUAAAUGAGUAUAAUGAUUUUUUGGAUCGAUCCAAAACCGAUGAGGGUAUUAUAGAUCCAAUUAAUCUAAAUAUAAAUCGUAAAGUUGUUAAACCGCAUGCAGAUUAAACAAAGAGGGUAUAUUAAAUUAGCACGUUAUUUUUAAAUAUUUAUUUUAUAUCUGAAAAGUUCAUUG
Chrysoperla carnea is the source of this 1066-nucleotide messenger RNA. Its product is annotated as biogenesis of lysosome-related organelles complex 1 subunit 5. The coding region runs from base 163 to 999 and encodes 278 amino acids. The transcript is spliced from 2 exons. The record is from RefSeq and is a predicted model, not a curated record. NCBI's taxonomy places the organism in Eukaryota, Metazoa, Arthropoda, Insecta, Neuroptera, Chrysopidae. Gene Ontology annotation, biological process: vacuolar proton-transporting V-type ATPase complex assembly. Gene Ontology annotation, cellular component: transport vesicle; endomembrane system; BLOC-1 complex.